This is a messenger RNA of Rhizophagus irregularis DAOM 181602=DAOM 197198, 1017 nucleotides long. RefSeq lists its product as uncharacterized. The record is from RefSeq and is a predicted model, not a curated record. NCBI's taxonomy places the organism in Eukaryota, Fungi, Glomeromycota, Glomeromycetes, Glomerales, Glomeraceae.
AUGCCACGAUUAGGUUCAAAAAAUAAGGAAAAACUAGAAGAGACCACUACUCCAGUAAAAGACAAGGUUGACUUUUAUCGUGAAUUUUCAAAAGUAAAAAAUACAGUUAAGGUAACAGAUAUACGGAUAGGCUUACUAGAGAAGUUUCGAGAUGAACAGUUAUAUAUAGGAAAGAUUCAGGAAGUGGAAUCUGAACAAGAUUUAAUUGAACAAUUAUGCUCUUUUUUUGCUAAUAUGAAGAAGAAAGAUGGUGCUGACUAUUCUGUUAAUUCUAUUAGAGCUUCUCUUGCAGCUGUUAAUCGUUUUCUUCAAGAAAAAUCAAGAAUUAAAAAUAUUGAUUUAUAUAAUGAUUCUCGUUUUAAAGCUAUAAAAGAAGUUGUUGAUGGAAAAAUUAGAUUUUUAUCUAAAAAUGGGAAAGAUGGUACCACACCUGAAAGAUUAUUGAGAAGAGUGUUCUUUAUCAAUGCAAUAUAUCUAUGGCUUCGUGGAGGAGAACAUGCAUUAUUUAAUGGAACUGAUUUUGUUAAAUGUGAUGAUGGAAAGGCAGACAAAUUGGUUUUAGCAAAUCAUCCAGAAGUUACUCCAUUUCUUGAUAAAUAUUUAUCAUCACGUCCCUAUGGUGCAGAUCCUGAUUUCUACCUUCAGGAAGUUGAAGAAGAAUUUGCUUUGAAAAUGGGAAUUUGGUAUAAACCAAAACACGUAGGAUUCAGAAGAUUAAAUUCAUUUUUAAAUGAAAUUUGCAAAAUUACUGGCAUUAACUUUAGUGAUAAGGCGAAAGUACCAGAUAUAUUAAAUGGUCAAGUUUCAUAUAAUGAACAAGUAAUUGGAAAAGAAAACAAUAAUAUUAAAACUGCAAAAGAAGUAUUUUACGAAAAUCAACAAAAUUCUCUAAAAAAGCCAUUAGAUUUAACUGACAUAAAUCAACAAUUAGAAAUUUCAAUGAAUAUUGAUCAAUUUAAAGAGUUAUUUAAUUGCGGUUUAAUUUCCAAGCUUAAAGGAAAGGUUAAUUUGUCAUAG